AUGGCUCAAAAGUCGGUCAACCAUGCGGGCACUGCACAGAUGACGCCUUGCGAUGGUACCCCGGAAUCGAAAACCUGGUGCUGUGGUUCGACGAAGGACUGUUGUAAUAGCGAGCAUGCGAUCACACUUGCUCAGAGACUCGAAGCUCGAGCAUCGACUCAUACAGGCUCGCAGCUUUCGAAUGGGGCAAAGGCGGGCAUCGCAGUGGGUGUUUCUGUCGGGGUCAUUGUGUUGAUGACCUUUCUCUUUUUCGUUCGUCGUGCCGAGAGAAAGAAGACUGGCAGUUCUCAGCAUCAGCAUUAUGACUACCGGGCCACGGGGACGACGCAGGAGACAAUGGGGAUCCCAGUUGACGAUCUGCCGUCAAGGUCAGUGACGGCAAAACAUGAGUUGCCGGCGUGA
This is a messenger RNA of Penicillium maclennaniae, 402 nucleotides long. RefSeq lists its product as uncharacterized. The transcript has a single exon. The record is from RefSeq and is a predicted model, not a curated record. Lineage: Eukaryota; Fungi; Ascomycota; Eurotiomycetes; Eurotiales; Aspergillaceae. Bases 1 to 402 code for a protein of 133 amino acids.